This is a messenger RNA of Adineta steineri, 3678 nucleotides long. Lineage: Eukaryota; Metazoa; Rotifera; Eurotatoria; Adinetida; Adinetidae. The record is from the annotation of a GenBank genome assembly.
AUGUUUCCGUCCAUUAUUUUUCCUAUUAUCUUAUAUUUUCUGUUAAUUCCAAUAAUAAAAUCAAGUACAAAUUCUUUAACAUCAAUUGUAAUUCAAGUAAAUGGUGAUUGUAAUAUACUUGCUGUUAGAAUUGCUCGAGAACAUGGAUAUCGUUAUGUUCGACAGAUUUUUGAUGGUUUUUGUGAAAUUGAAGAAGAUCCAGCAUCACAUAAUUAUAGACGACAUCGUCGAGCUACAGGACAAAAUACUGAUCCAGUUGAAAUUAUUCGUAAUCAUGAAAAAGUUGCAUGGGCUGAAGAGCAAACUCCAAAAAUACGGCGAAAGCGUGAAUUUGAAUUUCAAGAUCCUGAAUGGAAUAAUAUGUGGUAUAUGAUGCGACAUUUAAAUACACCUAGUUUACCAGAUUUAAAUGUCACUGGUGCAUGGAAAAUGGGUUAUACAGGUCGAGGACGAGUUGUAACGUUUCUUGAUGAUGGUUUAGAAUUUGAUCAUCCAGAUUUAAAAGAAAAUUAUGAUCAUGAAGCCAGUACAGAUAUUAAUGGUAAUGAUAAUGAUCCAACACCACGUUAUGAACCAACGAAUGAAAAUAAACAUGGUACUCGAUGUGCUGGUGAAGUAUCAGCAAAACCAAAUAAUCAAGUAUGUGGAGUUGGAAUUGCUUAUCAUGCUCGAGUCGGUGGUGUUCGAAUGUUAGAUGGUGAUGUUACAGAUAGCGUUGAAGCACGAUCGAUUAGUCAUCGACCUGAUCAUGUAGAAAUUUAUUCAGCUAGUUGGGGACCAGAUGAUAAUGGUUUUGUAGUUGAUGGACCUGGUGUAUUAGCUACAAAAGCAUUUGAAAAUGGUAUUUUAAAUGGCCGUGGUGGAAAAGGAUCGAUCUUUGUUUGGGCAAGUGGUAAUGGUGGUCGAUCUGGAGAUUCAUGCUCUUGUGAUGGUUAUAUAAAUUCUAUCUACACAAUUGCUAUUAGUUCUACAACUGAAACGGGACGUAUACCAUGGUACCUUGAAGAAUGUUCUGGUACUCUUGCUACAGCAUAUAGUAGUGGUUCACCAAGUGAUAAAGAUCGUGAAAUUGUUACGACCGAUUUACAUCAUGGUUGUACAACUCAUCAUACUGGUACAUCAGCAGCAGCUCCAUUAGCUGCAGCUAUAUAUGCUCUUGCUCUUGAAGCCAAUCCCAGUUUAACAUGGCGUGAUAUUAUGUAUUUAACAGUUCUUAGUUCGCGUGCAUAUGCUAUUCCAUCCAAUACACAAAUUGUUCAAAAUGCCGCUGGAUUUAAUGUAAGCAGUAGAUAUGGUUUUGGUCUUAUGGAUGCUGGUUUAAUGACAUGGUAUGCAUCUGGUUGGAAAAAUGUUCCAACUAUGUCUACAUGUGAAACAAUGAUUAUGAAUCCAAAUAUAACUAUAGGAUCUAAUUCAAAUAAAAUGUUCUCAGUUGAUGUAACAGAAUGUAAAAAUAGUAAUGAUGCUAAACGUCAAGUAAAUUAUAUUGAACAAGUACAAAUAUUUAUAACUUUAACAACUACAAAUCGAGGACAAGCAGAAAUUUUUCUUUAUUCACCAUCAAAUACAAAAACACAAAUUUUACCAAGACGAAAUAAUGAUCAUAAUGAACAAGGUUUUGCAAAUUGGCCUUUUCUAACAGUACAAUUAUGGGGUGAAAACCCACAUGGAAACUGGAAACUACAGAUAAAUACAGGUGGAGGAUCAGCUGUUUUGAUGUCUUGGAAACUUGUUAUUCAUGGUACACGAGAUAAUCCAAUAUCACCUCGUGUACUAAAGGAAACGAAUUCAUCACCUUGUCAUGUCGAAUGUAAAUCUGAUAAACCCUGUGGUGAAACAGAUACAAGUUGUGCAGAAUGUCGACAUUAUAAACAACCAUUAGCUAAUGAAAAAUUUCGAUGUGUGGGUAUAUGUCCUGAAGGUACUUAUCCAACCGAAGUAGAUAAUUUAUGUUUACCAUGUCAUUCACGAUGUGGUUCAUGUCGAAAUGCUAGUGAAAAUAGUUGUAUUGGUUGUAAACCUGGUUUUUAUCUUAGAUCUGAUACAAUGACUUGUAUUGAAUUUUGUCCGGAUAAAUAUUAUACGGAUCAAAAACUUCGAAAAUGUAUACGUUGUAAAGCUGAUUGUGCAUCAUGUGAUACAAAUUCGUAUAUAUGUACAUCGUGCCCUGAUGGUUAUGCAUUAAAAGAUACAGAUUGUGUAAAAUCACCAGAAACUUGUGAUCCUUCGGAAUAUUUUGAUUUUACUGAAAAUCAUUGUCGAUGGUGUGAUAAAAGAUGUUCUACUUGUAGUGGACCACAAUCUUAUCAGUGUACAUCAUGUGAUAAAACAAGCAAAUUUCCUAAUCUUCAAUAUCAUACAUGUGUUUCAUCAUGUUCACCGGGAUUUUAUCUUUCUCAAGCAGAUUCUCAAUGUCUUGCAUGUCAUGAUACAUGUUUAAAUUGUACAUCAUCAAAUGAAUCAUCAUGUUUAUCAUGUAAAUUAGGUUAUGUUUAUCUUCCUGAAAGUCAUCGUUGUGAAAAAUAUAGUGGUAAACCAUAUUAUAUCGAUAGUAAUACCGGUGAAACACGUGAUUGUCAUUCAUCAUGUACACAAUGUAAAGGACCAAAAGAAACUGAUUGUAUUGCUUGUAAUAUAGUAACAGAAGUUCUUCUCAAUGAUGGACAUUGUGUUAAUGAUUGUCCAGAUGGUUCUUAUAUAAAUGAAAGUAUAACAAAUGAAAUAGAUACAAAUAUUUGUAUGCCAUGUUCAAUUGGAUGUAAAAAAUGUAAUAAAGAAAAUCAAUGUAGUGAAUGUGAUGGAUCGAAAGGAUAUCAUUUUCAAGGUGGAUAUUGUGUUCCAACAUGCCCAUUAAAAACUUUUCAAUUAAAUACUCGUUGUGAGCCAUGUCAAUAUCCAUGUGAAACAUGUAUAAAUUUAACAAGUUGUUUAACUUGUUCACAAAAACUCUAUUUAUUUAAUGAUCAAUGUGUUGAAAAAUGUCCAAAUGGUUAUUAUUUAAAAGAUAAACAAUGUUUUAAGUGUAAUCCAUUGUGCGAUACUUGUUCAGGACCAUCGGAAGAUGAUUGUCAAUCAUGUGCAAUUGGUUUUAUUUUUAAUGAUAAACAAAAGAAAUGUUUGAGCACAUGUCCUAAUGGAAACUAUUUUGAUAAAGAUGAUAAACUAUGCAAAUUAUGUACGGAUAAUUGUCUUGAAUGCUUAUAUCCUGGAUCUUAUUGUCGACAAUGCUCGUAUCCAAUGUCACUUAAUGAAUCAACUCAUCAAUGUUUAUCUUGUUGCACAACAAAUGUAACUACAAAUGAUUGUUGUCAAUGUCCAUCAAUAUGGACUGGUUUAUGUCUUCAUCCACUUUCUUUAUCAUCAAUUCAUUCAUCAGUUUGGUGGUUACAAUCUCCGAUUCAAAAAGUUCGAGAUCGAUUCAGUGAAUUAGAUCAUCGACGUCAAACAGCUGUGAUGAUUUUCUUACUUCUUACAAUAUUAAUAUGCGGCGUUUAUUUAAUAGUAACUACUAUUUAUAAAUUUAAAUCUAAAUUUACUCAUUUCCUACCUUCACGAUCACAACCUGAUGAUAAUCGUGAAUAUGUUUUAUUAAAUAAUCUAGAUGAUUAUGAUGCUGAAGAUGAUGAUGAAAUAAAUAAUGAAUCUGUAUCAAAUGCAACUACCACUUCAAUAAUAUAA